AUGGCUUCCCACUUCGUAUUCCCCCAAACCCUUCGAUCUCUCGAACAGGACUACGACGACAACCGCCUCUCCGUUCAGAAUCCUACUGAAAUCGCCUCUCUUCCUCCAUCUCAACUCGAAGAAUUCGUCAAAGGAAUUUCCUUUGAUCUUUCCGAUAAGGACCUCUUCUGCGUCGAAGAGCAGGAUACUUUCGACCGUGUGUACUCUUUGAUUCGAGACUACAAACACCUCUCUCCCUCCUGUAAGUUGAAUAUUGUUGAGAGUCUCCGCUCCAAUUUCAGUGUUCUUCUUCCCAACAUUGAUUCCCUUGCACGUGCUUCCCCAAGUAAUGAUGGCGACGCUCCGGUGCUCGAUCAGAUUGCGUCGCAUCGUAAUGCUUUUAAAAUCUAUACGUUUUUCCUCCUCAAUAUCGUCACCAGUGAGGAAUCUAGUUCUAGUAGUAGCAACAAUUCAAAGGUAACCGCUAGUACUCGGAAGAAAAUGCCCAGAAGUUCAUGGAAUUGGGAACUGCAGAGGGCCCGUAUAUUAAACUUGAUUGCUAAUUCACUGGAGAUCAAUAUCUCGUUGCUCUUUGGUUCUCAAGACCCAGAUGAGAACUAUCUGUCUUUUAUUGCAAAAAACGUGUUCUCAAUGUUCGAGAAUCCAGUCCUUUUGAAGGACGUUGACACAAAGGAUGCUCUGUGUCGUGUAAUUGGUGCUUGUUCUACAAAAUAUCACUUUACGACCCAAUCGUGUGCCUCAAUUAUGCACCUUAUUCACAAGUAUGAUUAUGUUGUGACCCACAUGGCUGAUGCUGUUUCUGGGGCAGAGAAGAAAUAUUCUGAUGGAAUCCUGGCACUCUCUCUUAUUAGAGACGUUGGAAGGACUAGCCCGAAAGAAUAUGUUAAAGAUACAGCUGGGGCUGAUAACAUAGGGCGAUUCCUAGUAGAGCUUGCUGACAGGCUCCCAAAGUUGUUCUCAACAAACAUUGGACUUCUGAUUCCACAUUUUGGUGGGGAAUCCUAUAAAAUAAGAAAUGCUCUGGUGGGGGUUCUUGGUAAGUUGAUUGUUAAAGCAUUUUGUGACAUUGAAGGUGAACAGAGUUUUAAAUCAGUUCGUCUUCGGAGCAAGCAGGCAAUGCUAGAAAUCUUGCUUGAACGUUGUCGGGAUGUUUCAGCUUACACUAGGAGUCGAGUUCUUCAGGUUUGGGCUGAACUAUGUGAAGAACAUUCUGUUUCUAUCGGUUUGUGGAAUGAAGUAGCAGCAGUUGCUGCUGGAAGGUUGGAGGACAAGAGUGCAAUUGUCAGAAAAUCUGCGCUGCAAUUGCUCAUCACUAUGUUGCAGCAUAACCCAUUUGGUCCACAGCUGCGAGUAGUUUCAUUUGAAGCCACUUUAGAGCAGUAUAAGAAGAAAUUAGAUGAGCUUGAACCAAACAAGUCCUCAGAGAAUGAGGAAGGUGGCUCACCAUUUGAUGACAAUAUCUCUAAUGGUGAUGGUGAAGUUGUUAAUGGCCAUAUAGAAGGUGAGGGUGGAAACCAGCAGGAUAGUUUAACCGAUAGUUAUCCUCCUCAAAUGGAGGAAGAGGUUGUUCAGAAGGACAAUUUGACUUUGGAUGUUGGAAACAUGGAGCAGAUCAGGGCUUUGGUUGCAUCACUGGAGGCUGGUCUGAGGUUUUCGACAUGUAUAUCAGAAGUAAUGCCAAUACUUGUUCAGUUAAUGGCUUCUUCUUCCGUUACUGAUGUUGAGAAUACAAUUCUUUUGUUGAUGAGGUGCAGACAAUUCCAAAUAGAUGGCUCAGAGGCUUGUCUCCGUAAAAUGUUGCCAUUGGCUUUUUCUCAAGAUAAAUCUAUAUAUGAAGCUGUUGAGAAUGCCUUCAUAACAAUAUAUAUAACAAAGAACCCAAUUGAAACUGCCAAAAAUCUUCUACAUCUUGCCAUUGAAUCAAAUAUUGGAGAUCUUGCAGCUCUGGAGUUUAUGAUUGAUGCCUUGGUAUCGAAAGGUGAUAUAUCUAGUAGCACGAUAUCAGCUUUAUGGGAUUUCUUUUGCUUUAAUGUUGGUGGAACCACAGCAGAGCAAAGCCGGGGUGCAUUAUCUGUUCUUUGCAUGGCAUCAAAAUCAUCUGCUGGUAUUGUUGGCUCUCAUAUACAGGACAUCAUCGACAUCGGGUUUGGUCGAUGGUCCAAGGUGGACCCUUUACUUGCCAGGACAGCGUGCAUUGCCAUCCAGAGACUGUCUGAAAAUGACAAAAAAAAGUUGUUGGCUGGUAAUGGCUGCCGGGUUUUUGAUAAGCUGGAAAGCUUGAUUACUAGUUCUUGGCUUCCAGAGAAGAUAUGGUAUGCUGCUGCUGAUAAAGCCAUAGCAGCUGUAUAUUCAAUUCAUCCGUCUCCUGAAGUCUUAGCAGCAAAUUUGGUUAAAAAAUCCCUUACUUUCGUUUUUAAUGGUAACAAGGAAGAUGAACUGCAAGCUGACAUUGAAGGUGGAAAUGGUGACAUAUUAACUACUGUCCACAUAGAGAAACUUAGUAGAUAUUUAUUUAUCGCAAGUCAUGUAGCCAUGAACCAAUUAGUAUAUAUCGAAUCGUGUACCCGAAAGAUUCAGAAACAAAAAGCGAAGGAAAAAAUGGUUGUUGAUGGUCAGACUGUACACGGUAAUGGUGCAACAGUAGCUAAUGGCGAGAAGGAAGAUGGCAUCAAUGCUGAGCUAGGCCUUGCUGCUUCUGAAGAUGCAAUUGUUGAUUCUCUUUCAGAGAAGGCGGAAAAAGAAAUUGUUUUUGGUAAUUCAGGAGGGAAGAAUUUAAUAGGACACUGUGCACCAUUUCUUUCCAGGCUUUGCAGAAAUUUUAGCCUGAUGCAUAAGUUCCCAGAUCUACAAGCAUCUGCCAUGCUUGCUUUAUGUCGUUUAAUGAUCAUUGAUGCAGAUUUUUGCUAUGCAAAUCUUCAACUUCUUUUCACGGUUGUAGAAACCGCACCAUCAGAUAUUGUUCGUUCCAAUUGUACUAUUGCUUUAGGAGAUUUGGCUGUUCGUUUCCCUAAUCUCUUGGAACCAUGGACUGAAAAUAUGUAUGCCAGGUUGAAGGAUCCUUCCAAUUCUGUUAGGAAGAAUGCUGUAUUGGUGCUUUCUCAUCUCAUAUUAAAUGAUAUGAUGAAGGUAAAAGGUUAUAUAAAUGAAAUGACUCUACGUUUAGAAGAUAAGGAUGAGAGAAUAUCAAAUCUGGCCAAACUAUUUUUCCAUGAGCUGUCUAAGAAAGGAGCAAAUCCUAUAUACAAUCUACUACCAGAUAUAUUAGGAAAGCUUUGUAAUCAAAAUCUACAGAGAGAGUCCUUUUGUAACAUCAUGCAAUUCUUGAUUGGCUCCAUCAAGAGGGAUAAACAAAUGGAGUCACUCGUGGAAAAGCUUUGCAAUAGGUUUAAUGGAGUUUCAGAUGUUAGACAGUGGGAAUAUAUUUCAUAUUGCCUUUCACAGCUUGGCUUCACUGAAAAGGGGAUGAAAAAGUUGAUAGAUUCAUUCAAGACAUACGAACACGUUGUUUCGGAGGACUCUGUAAUGGAACAUUUCAAGAGCAUCAUAAACAAGAGUAAGAAAUUUGCUAAACCAGAACUCAAGUUUUGCAUUGAAGAAUUCGAAGAAAAGCUUAACAAGACGCAUAUGGAAAGGAAGGAGCAGGAAGUUACUGCUAGAAAUGCCAAAGUUCAUCAACAGAGGAUUGGUGAUAUUGAAACUUCUGUUGUGCCGGCAAAAGAUGAAGAUGCUCCAGAGUCUGAAAUCACUGAAGAUGAAAACAUUGAAUCAUCUGAAGAUGCUGAAUCUAUAAAUGACAAUUCAGAACCUAAGUUCGUUGAGUCAGAAGAUUCUGGUACUUCCAGUCAGCUGACAGAGUCAGAAACAUGUAAAACUGAAAUUCAACCACCCCAAGUGAAGAAUGAAGGGACCUCCAAAUUGCGAGUUAAUAGAAGAAGCUCACGUAGAAGAGGCAUUUCUGCGUGAAGUUAAUUUUGUCUUUCUUAUGUUCUUUGCAGUUGCGAGGAAUGUGAAAAGCAAUUAAUGAAAUCAAGUCUUGUGGAUUUUGUGAAAUUUGAAGUAAGAUUGAUGUUAUACUUUUAAGAACCUCUGAAGUACAAUAGAAAACAGAACCAAAUAAAUAAAUAAAUAUAU
Molecule: messenger RNA, 4131 nt
Organism: Benincasa hispida (wax gourd)
Lineage: Eukaryota; Viridiplantae; Streptophyta; Magnoliopsida; Cucurbitales; Cucurbitaceae
Product: binding protein
Biological process (GO): mitotic chromosome condensation; meiotic chromosome condensation; mitotic cell cycle
Cellular component (GO): condensed chromosome, centromeric region; condensin complex; nucleus
Molecular function (GO): histone binding
Source: RefSeq, a predicted model, not a curated record